Molecule: messenger RNA, 3038 nt
Organism: Porites lobata
Lineage: Eukaryota; Metazoa; Cnidaria; Anthozoa; Scleractinia; Poritidae
Source: the annotation of a GenBank genome assembly
AUGAAUAACACAACUCAAAACGACAUGAACAAUACAUCUCAAACGACAAGUGGUGCCGCCAUAGGUGACGUGGAGAGAAACAUUCUUGUGGCAUUUUACUCCACUGUGUUAGUGCUAACCGUGCUCGGAAACACUCUGGUAUGCGUGGCCAUUUAUGUCGACCUGCGCUUGCGCAGUCCAACUAACUGGUUUAUAGCAUCGUUGGCAGUGAGCGACCUAUUUUAUGGGCUCGCAAGCCUACCUUUUCGUAUUGCAAUGAUGCUAAGAGGCAUGCCUAAUGCUGCAGUUUGCUCGGUAUAUGUUUGGAUAGACAUGAUAUGCGCCGCUGCCUCCAUGGCUAACUUAGCGGUGAUAUCAGUAGACAGAUAUUUAAAAAUAACCAAACCAUUUGCUUACCAUAGAAAUAUGACAAAACGGCGCUCGUUUGGUGCUAUUGGCGGCGUGUGGAUUUACGCAGCCACUCUAGCGUCGCUGGCUAUUAUCAGGUGGCCUGGAGCGGGAGGUGUAUAUGUGGAUCCCGUUAAUGGAAUGUGCCCGAAUGACAAUAGAGUGUUCUAUACUGUGGCUAACAUUGUGGCUUUCUUGGUUCCGCUUACUGUACUUUGUGUGAACUACUCAAUGAUUUUGCGGACGGCUUGGAUUCAGUUCAAAAAAAUGCAACACAGUAUUGUGAGUACCAACAGCAAAGAAGAUAAACGUAAACACAAGAGUAUUACGCGAGACUUCAAGGCCACCAAGACCUUAGCUGUAGUGCUGUUAACUUUUACUAUCUGCUGGGCACCGUUUUUCAUCAUGUUCACCAUCCAUCAAUACGACCCGCUAUACUUGACGGACCUCCCACAAGAUCUAGCCAACGGUAUUGUUUACACCUUCUACUAUGUGCUACCAUAUAUAAACAGCGCGUGCAAUCCAGUGAUCUAUGCAUACUUUAACAGUGACUUCCGGCGUGUGUUUAAAAGGUUAAUGUUCUCUGCCUGCGAUAAGGAUCUGCGUAACUAUGGAGAGGGGGGCGUAAGGGGGGUCCGAAAACCGCAAAACCGCACAGAAAUACGCCAAAAAACCGCAAACCGCAUCGGAUUUUUUCUCGAAUUCCGAAACCGCGCGUAGAUGUAGGCCACAAUAUGAAAGCUGACGUCAGCAAGACCUAUGAUAUAUUCUGAUAACAUUGUGCGUUAGUAUUAAACAUACCAUCAUAACGCUAACGAUAUAUUGUACUACACUAUUAUACUCUAUCAGAAACUCACAAGGUGUUGAAACGUGUAACUCGCGUUCAAUGCUCGUGAAUAUUCACUUUUACCAUAUUUGGAAACCUUAGUGACAGAUAACCAUUUUCAAAAAAAUGGCUGCCGCGCGAUCACCAUGUAGAUGUUUUAAGACAAGAGUUCUGCAUUUCAGGGUUAAAAAUACACCCUUGGAGGGAGUGUACGGAAACUCUGUGCGCAUUUAUUUACAAGAGUCUUCGAACUCCUCCAUGAAAGAAAGUGCCUAAAUUUUCACAAAAUGCUUUCCAAAAAAACACACCUCUAGCUUGAAGCAGAAGAGGAUCGAAAUACACAGUUCGCAAUUGGUUACGUUCAGUAGCCAAUAAGAAAACAAGAAUUUCGAUCCGCCACGUGGGUAUUUAUGUUCAGUUCAAAGCUCAACAGACAGAACGGCUGUACCGUUCUCGCCACGACAAAGUACAACUAAAGUUGCUCUUGUAAAAGCAACUAAGCACAAAGCCAACCCGGCAACUGAUGAGGUUCGUGAGGAGAACCGAAAUCAUGGUCUUGCCUGAUCACAAACUGUGGCAAUAACAAAACAGUUUAAAGACUGUUCAGCUUAUUCAAAGCUAUUACCAAGGGAGGAACUACGCGCUCCAGUCAAAAGACUUACACUAUCUUUAGAAAAACACUAAGCUGGAGUUUACUGAGUCACAAUUCAAUUCUCCAUAGUAAGUUUAUGUAGCUUCAGUUUAAGCUGCAGUUCACUCUUAUAAUUUUGGAUCUGUAAGUCACUAUCCGUGAUAAUUUAACAUUCUGCAAAGAAAACUGACGAGCUGGGCCCAGCGUGAUACAGCAUUGCAGAAAAACAUUACACUCACGGACUAACGAAAAUCGCUUCGAUCAGAUCCAUAAGGACAAGGCACUUUGGAGAAAAUUGGAAACCUUAUUCAGCCGUAAUAAAAAAGCUUUACGCUUCAAAAGAGGUCAAAGAAAAUGCGCUUGCAUCAGAGGGCAAAUCCUGCCGACCAGAAAAAAAUAACUACAGUCAAUCGAUAUAUAUGUCAUGACCUCUCAGUGUGAAACAUGCGGCUAAAACCACAUUUGCUCAGUAAAAUGCAGAACCUUCCAGAGCAUAAUCUACCCAGCAGAUAAAAACAACUUUAUUGGAAUAAGCAGCAUUUUGGCAAGAGGUAAAAGUCGUGUAGGCCUACCACCCCCUUUUAUCGCAUUGAAUCAAAGAGAACACCAGGCUGUACGGCUGUACGAGCUAACAUCCGGCAUAGAAUUUCACAAAGUGGACGCAUCAUUGGCCAAAACGGUUAAUCACAUUAGGUAUUAACUGGAAAAGGCCGUAAUUGCAAACCACAGAGUUAAAUUGUAAGGUGAUAUAAUGAACUCUGAUGCGUUAUAUAAAAAACAAAACACUUGGCUCGCGCUUGCAAAACAACCGGAUGCCGACCGUUCUGAAGAGUGUUAUCACCGCAGACACUUUUUUUCACCGAAAACCGCGACUUAAAGGAUGUAAUAACCGCAAACCGCUUAGUGUUUUGAAACCGCAAUACCGCGAGUUAAAAUAAAAAUUACCGCAAAACCGCACCAAAAAUAACGCAAAACCGCAUCACCGCAAACCCUUACGCCCCCCUCUAUGGAAGCCGCACUAAGAGAAAAAGCUCGUUAACUAGCUUUUUCCAAAGCACUUUUGUAAGACGAGGAAGUCCACCAACGCCCGCGGACGAUGGAAAUCACAAUUACAAUCACAUUCACAGUCCGUCGAAUAACCAUGAUGAGAAGGCCUUAUUCAUAAAUGGAGACACUGUGAUUACAGAAGUGUGA